ACCCCACUCAGCACCGGUCGGCAAAUUUGUUCGUUUCUUUUCGCCUCCCACGACUCCACUGAAGCCAGCGGCAAGCUACACUGGCAUUUUGCCUCCUUGGGUUUCCUAUAAUUCUUUCCUUCCCGUUCGCCUUAUGAAGAUCAGAUUAGGGCUAUUACUAUCCCUAAUUGUGCCCGUACUCCUUGGGCUCUUUUUGGAGAUUUUCAUGGCAGAUCAGGAUUCCCACUUGUAUCGCCGCUCGUUGUUAUUGCUGGUCCUCGGGGUUGGAUGCUAUGCAAUUUUGAACGGGGCUUUACGCUACAUGCGUUGUAGAAAGAGAGUGGCGGAUGCUGUCGUUGAAGAAGCAGAAGAAGAGCAGCUCGCAGAAAAACCCUUGUUGAACAAGCAAAGAGAUCCGUUGAUCUCGUCUAGGGAAUUGGAGACGGAGGCAUCUCCAGGUAGCAAUUUCACUACGGUUCAAUACAUACAGUUGGAGGGGAACAGGAGCAAAUCGCAGGAAAUCGAUGAGGAUCUCCACAGUCGCCAGCUAGCUGUGUAUGGAAGGGAGGCCAUGAGACGACUCUUUGCCUCAAAUGUUCUCAUAUCCGGUCUUAAUGGCCUUGGCUGUGAAAUAGCAAAGAAUAUAGUCCUUGCAGGAGUAAAGUCCGUUACCUUGCAUGAUGAAGAGGAUGUACAAAUAUGGGACUUGUCUAGCAACUUCUUUCUGUCGGAGGGCGAUAUUGGUAAAAAUCGAGCCCUUGCUUGUCUGCAAAAGUUGCAAGAUCUUAACAAUGCUGUCACGAUAUCAACAAUUACAGAGAAGUUGUCAAAAGAGCAUCUUUCAAAUUUCCAGGCCGUUGUCUUUACUGAUGCUACUUUAGAGGAAGCCAUCGAAUAUGAUGAGUUCUGCCACAAUCACCAACCGCCAAUUGCCUUUAUAAAAUCUGAAGUUCGAGGACUUUUUGGUAGUGUGUUUUGUGAUUUUGGCCCAGAGUUUACUGUGUUUGAUGUUGAUGGCGAAGAACCUCACAGUGGUAUUGUGGCUUCUAUCAGUAAUGACAACCCUGCAGCUGUCUACUGCAUUGAUGAUGAAAGGCUUGAGUUCCAAGAUGGGGAUCUUGUUGUUUUCUCUGAAAUCGAUGGAAUGAAUGAGCUAAAUGACGGAAAGCCAAGAAAAAUAAAAAAUGUAAACCCAUAUUCAUUUACUCUCGAGGAGGAUACUACAAAUUUUGGCAGGUAUGAGAAAGGAGGUAUUGUAACACAGGUAAAGCUACCCAAGAUCCUUCGCUUUAAAACCUUAGAAGUUUCUCUUAAGGAGCCAGGUGACUAUCUUCUGAGCGACUUCUCAAAGUAUGAUCGCCCACCUUUAUUACAUUUGGCUUUCCAAGCCUUGGACAAAUUUAGGCAUGAUUUGGGUCGUUUCCCUAUUGCUGGCUCUAAAGAGGAUGCUCAGAGGCUGAUAGAUUUUGUUACUAACAUCAAUUUAUGCCUGGUGGAGGGUAAACUGGAAGAGAUUGACGAUAAGCUGCUGCAGUAUUUUGCUAGUGGUUCCCGAGCAAUUUUAAAUCCAAUGGCUGCAAUGUUUGGUGGCAUUGUAGGCCAGGAGGUUGUGAAAGCGUGCUCUGGGAAGUUCCAUCCACUUUUUCAGUUAUUCUACUUUGAUUCGGUUGAGUCACUUCCAGCGGAACCAUUGAAUGCUGAUGAUUUGAAGCCUUUAAAUUGCCGUUAUGAUGCCCAAAUUUCUGUUUUUGGAUCAAAGCUUCAAAAGAAGAUUGAAGAGGCUAAAGUCUUUAUGGUGGGUUCUGGUGCUCUUGGAUGUGAGUUUCUGAAGAAUCUGUCUUUAAUGGGAGUUUGCUGCAGUCAGAAUGGGAAGUUGACUCUAACAGACGAUGAUGUGAUUGAGAAGAGUAAUCUGAGCCGCCAGUUCUUAUUCCGUGAUUGGAAUAUUGGACAAGCCAAAUCUACAAUAGCUGCUGCCGCGGCUAGCUCAAUCAACCCACUAACACAUGUUGAAGCUCUCCAAAAUCGAGCAAGCCCAGAGACUGAAGAUGUGUUUAAUGAUGCUUUCUGGGAGAGCCUGAGCGUUGUCAUCAAUGCACUGGACAAUGUAAAUGCUAGACUGUACAUGGAUAUGCGGUGUGUAUAUUUCCAGAAGCCGCUUCUAGAAUCUGGAACACUUGGUGCCAAGUGUAAUACCCAGAUGGUCAUACCUCAUCUGACUGAGAAUUAUGGAGCUUCCAGAGAUCCACCUGAGAAGCAAGCACCUAUGUGCACGGUCCAUUCUUUCCCCCACAAUAUUGAUCAUUGUUUGAGCUGGGCCCGCUCCGAGUUUGAAGGUUUGUUUGAAAGAACUCCCAAUGAAGUGAACAAUUUCUUAUCCAACCCCGAAGAAUAUGCUUUGUCCAUGAGAAAUGCAGGUGAUGCUCAGGCCAGGGACCUACUUGAGCGUGUUUAUGAAUUUCUUGAGAAGGAGAGGUGUGAGACAUUUGAGGACUGUGUUAAAUGGUCAAGACUGAAGUUUGAGGAUUACUUCACCAAUCGAGUGAAGCAGUUGACGUUUACCUUCCCAGAGGAUUCUCUCACCAGUACAGGCACACCAUUUUGGUCUGCUCCCAAGCGUUUUCCACGUCCAUUGCAGUUCUCCUCUUGUGAUCCAGGGCAUCUCCAAUUUAUCAUGGCUGCUUCUAUUUUGAGAGCGGAGUCUUUUGGGAUUCCUGUUCCUGAUUGGGCCAAAAACCCAAAGAUGUUAGCUGAUGUUGUUGAUAGUGUCUUAAUUUCUGAUUUUAAGCCAAAAAAGGAUGCUAAAAUUGUAACGGAUGAGACAGCAACCAAUCUUACCGCUGCAUCUAUUGAUGAUACUGAUGUAAUUGAAGAUCUUAUUGCUAAAUUGGAAGCAUGUGUCAAAAGGCUUCCCCCAGGGUUUCGAAUGUGCCCUAUUCAGUUUGAGAAGGAUGAUGACACAAAUUACCAUAUGGAUUUUAUUGCUGGGGUUGCUAAUAUGCGAGCAAGAAACUACAGCAUUCCAGAAGUUGAUAAACUUAAGGCUAAAUUUAUUGCUGGUAGAAUUAUCCCAGCAAUUGCAACUUCCACCGCCCUGGCUACUGGCCUUGUUUGUCUUGAACUCUACAAAGUCCUUGCUGGUGGGCACAAAAGAGAAGAUUACAGAAAUACCUUCGCUAAUCUCGCACUCCCAUUGUUCUCCCCGGUUGCUCCCAAGGAAAUUAAGCACCGUGAUAUGAAAUGGACGGUGUGGGAUCGUUGGAUCAUAGAAGGGAACUUGACACUAAGUGAACUCCUGAAAUGGCUAUCUGAUAGGGGACUCGGUGCAUAUAGCAUUUCCUGCGGUACGUCAUUACUUUACAAUAAUUUGUUUGCUAGUCAUAAUAACCGUUUGGAGAAGAAAAUAGUGGACUUAGCAAGAGAAGUGGCUAAGGUGGAGGUGCCUUCGUAUAGAAGGCAUCUAGACGUCGUUGUUGCUUGUGAGGAUGAUGAAGGCAAUGACAUUGAUAUACCGCUCAUUUCCAUUUACUUUCGAUAGUUAAUAUUAGAUUAGAGAACAUAGCUAUAAAUUAGAUUGCUAUUUGUCCUAAGAAUAUAAAGUUUAUUAUGCCAUCGGCUUAGAUUUUCGUCUGUCAUUUUUCAUUUUUAUUGCGGUGAGUUCUAUGCAAAAUGGUGUUGUGCUACCAUUUUUCUUUAAAGGGGAAUAGAAAUUAUACAAGGAAUUUCCUUUACAAAUUUCUAUAUUGGAAGUCAUUUUCACCUGUCA
Molecule: messenger RNA, 3745 nt
Organism: Phalaenopsis equestris
Lineage: Eukaryota; Viridiplantae; Streptophyta; Magnoliopsida; Asparagales; Orchidaceae
Product: ubiquitin-activating enzyme E1 1
Exons: 6
Coding region: 134-3517 (1127 amino acids)
Biological process (GO): protein sumoylation
Cellular component (GO): cytoplasm; SUMO activating enzyme complex
Molecular function (GO): SUMO activating enzyme activity
Source: RefSeq, a predicted model, not a curated record